Molecule: messenger RNA, 13668 nt
Organism: Catharus ustulatus (Swainson's thrush)
Lineage: Eukaryota; Metazoa; Chordata; Aves; Passeriformes; Turdidae
Gene: APOLTP
Exons: 73
Coding region: 67-12837 (4256 amino acids)
Biological process (GO): lipid transport
Molecular function (GO): lipid carrier activity
Source: RefSeq, a predicted model, not a curated record
ACUUACAAAAGCAGUGGCAUCUCUCUGGAGAGCACAGUGAUCAUUGAAGUAUUGGGGAAUUGCCAGAUGGUUUUGGAAGUGCAAGAUGUACAGAUUAAGAAAACUUUUGCAUCCAGAGAGGAGUCUCUGAAGGAAAUGGACAGUCUAAGGGAAAUACUAGAAAAGCAUCCUCUUCAUUUUUCUCUCCAUGAUGGGAAAGUACUGAAGCUCUGUCCUGUGAGGAGUGAACAGACCUGGGCACUGAACAUCAAGCGGGGCAUUCUCAGUGUCCUGCAGACAGCACAGGAAUUCCCUGCUGGUGCAGUUGUUGAGGAGGUGGAUGUCUUGGGAAUAUGCCCAACCAAGUAUCAGCAGAAGGGUCCCAUUCUUGUAAAGACAAGGGACUUAAACCUCUGCUCCCAUCGCUCUUCUGGUUUGACUUCUGUGCAGUCUGUUGUUCUUCCUCAUGUGUCAUCUGAGCAGCAGAUCCUGUCCUCCCAGCUGGAAUGUGUGCAGAGCAUUAAGGACGGGGUCCUGGAGGAGGCCGAAUGCACCGAGUCCGACCGUGUGACGCUGUUCCCUCAGCAGGGCAGCGGGGCAGAGACACAGACACAGUCUGCACUCAAACUCUUGCAAGUGGAGACAGAGACUCCCUACAAUAAAAGGGACUCUGAGGAUCUGUAUGUGACCAGCAUUCUCUAUGAAAGGGAGGUAACUAAGAGGGAGGUCACUGGGGCAGAAGUGACUGAACUGGUGUGGAAGCUUUGCUUAGCCCACAGUGCAAGUUAUGAGACUGCAGAUCUUUUCAUGACUCUCGUGUUUGAGCUUCAACAUCUCUCUCUUGAGGCCUUAAGAGGACUAUGGCAAAGAUCAUCAUUUAAGUGCAGAGAUAAUUGGCAGCCAUUAAUAGAUGCUCUCCCAUCCUGUGCCACAGAGGCAUGUGUUGUGCUGAUGAAAGACCUCAUAGCUUCUGGAGAAGUUGAGGAAGACAAAGUAGAAUAUUUCUUCUGGUCAUUUUCAUUCAUUCCUAAUCCCACCUCGGGCAUGAUUGAAUCUCUUGCUCCUUUGCUGAGGUCACCUAGAGCAAGCCAGAGCUGCUUCUUGGGAGUAACUGCUCUUGUACAUAGGUUUUGUUCAGCUCACAACUCCUGUGAUAUUGUACCUGCUGUGCAGAAUGUGAUGAGGACUCUUGGGGAAUUUUUGGGAGAAAACUGUACUGUGCAAGAUUCAGAACACCUCAGCAAGCUGCAGCUGGUGUUGAAAGCCAUUGGAAACGCGGGGCUGGCAGCGGCUUCGCUGGCUCCUGCUCUGAGCUCGUGCGCUGCCCUGAGGAGCCAUCCCGUGGAAAUCCGCCUCGCUGCUGUCCAGGCCUUCCGCCGCAUUCCCUGCUCUGCUGGGAAUGCUAUAUUACUUCAGUUGUAUCAAACAAUCAGUGAAGAUGUGGAAAUAAGAAUUUCUGCUUAUUAUAUAGCAAUGAAAUGUCCACAUGAAGAGUUAUUUAAACAAGUGCAAAAGACUUUGCUAAAAGAAACAUCCAGUCAAGUUGGCUCCUUUGUUUGGAGUCAUCUCUCUCAGCUCCUGGAGACAGAUGAUCCAUUGAAGGAGCACCUUCGAGAUUCUAUUCCUGAUGAAAUCCUUAGCAAAGAUUUUGACUGGGAGAUAUGGAAAUACUCCUCAUACUCUGAUGUCACCUUUCACUCAGCUGGUGCAGGUGCAAAUGUGGAAGCAUCAGUGGUCUUUUCUCCUACAUCUUAUCUACCACGAUCAGUCAUGACAAAUUUGACUGUUCACUUUAUGGGACAGGCUAUAAAUCUACUGGAGGUCGGUGUACGACUGGAGAAUGCUGAAACUCUCAUGGAGAAGGUUUUUGGGCCGAAAUCUUCUACUUUCAGUGACUAUUUUUUUGGAAACACUAAUGAAGGAAACCACAAGUCGGAAACCCCAGUGGAAGCAGCAGAGAAAGUCAAGCAAAGGAACCCAACUUUGAAGAGAUAUAGUCACACUGAUCAUCUUGUGAGCAAGUCUGGCAAGCCAAAGCUGAGAAAAACAAACCAAAAUUGUCUUGGUAGAAAAUACAGUAAGAUGAAUGAGUUAGUCAAAAAGGUAACUGAAUCUGUAGAUCUUGGAGAAAUUAAUGACAUUUCCCAGUGGAAGCCAGGGCCCCAUCUCACAUUGGACAAGUGCUCUGGAUUACUAUUUAUUUUUUUUUCAUGUCAGUUCACUGAGCGAACAGUAAGAAAGGAGAUGCUGAAAUGUGAGCUGAGCAUGAAAAUCUUUGGAAAUGAACUUAGCUUCUUAGAUUGUGAAGAUUUUAGAAAACAAAUGAAGCAUUAUUCCUUAAAUCUGGCUGAGUUGGCUGUCAAACUUCUAAAGGGGCAGGAGGUCCAGUUUAAUAAAAGGAUGAGCUUGGCCACUGAAGAACUGCAGUUUCCAGCAAUUUCAGGCUUUCCUGUUCAACUGGCAGUCAGUGCCUCAGCAGCAAUCAACAUAAAAAUCAAAGGGAAUGCGGAUUUCAAAGAACAGUCCAAUGUCUUUUUAAAUGGAUAUAUCAAGCCAAGUGCAUUUGUCCAGCUUUCUGUCCAAAUGGGAAUUAUGGGGACUCUGGGACAAGCUGGCCUAAAGUGGUUAACAGGAAUGAGGACAUCUACUAGUCUUGAUGGGGGAAUCCAGGUGAAAAAAGGGAAAGAGCUCAAAGUUUUCUUGAACACUCCAGAAGAAUCUAUGGAGAUAAUAAAUUUCAGCUCUAAACUGUACUUCAGAGUGGUGGAUGAGACAGAAGAUAUAGAUGUCUUCCAAGACCACAGAGAAACCAGAUCUUGCACUAGGGAGAAAGUGUCUGAGAUUAUUGGAUGGCAGCUGUGUUCUGAAAUGUCCUAUCCUGACCCGGCCAGUGGUUUGGUUUUCCCCCUCACUGGACCUUUGAGAGUGGCUGUGACAUUAACUAAGCAAGACAGAGGUCUGCAGCAGUAUGUGCUGGAAGCUGCCUAUAACUACAUAGCUCAGGUACCACUGAAUGCUGAUAGGAGGUACAUACUCUUUUUAUCUGUGAACAGCACACAGACAAUCUCUUACAGAAGUCUUAGUGUAAGAGAUUGUUUUGUAAAUGGUGUGCCAAUGAACAGUGUGAUUAUCCUUUCUUUCUUUCAGGAGAAUUCAUGGAUCCCAAGUGAAGCUGUCUUCCACUUCUUUGCUGGGACUCCAAAGUCAGACUUGAAAAGAGAUGUUGGUGUUGACCUAAGUUUUAGUGUCCCACAGAAGAAAUUCAGGAUCCUAUUUAUGCAACCUAAGAAAAAAAUUGAGAUUGAUGGGAGGAUUGAGUUUUCUAAAAAUUCCCGAAUUGGACACCUGGAGCUGAUAGUGGAUGACCAAGAUGUGUAUUACAUUAAGGGAAUGGCAGAUUUGCAGAUGCUGAGUGGAGAGCAGAGAUACAUGACCCAGCUGGAGGUAAAGCUGAUAAAGCAAAGCAGUCCUAUCAUUCUGUCAGGAAACAUCACUAAGCAGCUUGGCAAGAAGAUAGCUUUUUCAGUGUCUCUGAAUAAUUUGUUGAAGGAUGCUGCAUUUCUUUCAGCACUUCUGGAGAAAAAGGUUAAUGAUAAGCUGAGACAAUAUUCGUUGGAAGGGGAGACUCAUCUUCCAGGUGUUCUUGGAGUUCACGCCGUUGCUCUUCUCCAGCAGCAUGAGGGAUUGUGGUCUCAUGGUCUGCAGAUAAAAUAUGGACUCCUAGGAGAAUCAAAAACCCCAUGCCACGAGUGCAGAACGCAGCAGAAGGUUCAAGUGGAGACGGGUGCACAGGGCUUGUACAGACUAGAGCUGGGCCAUGAGUUCCACUGUGUGCAGGCCCCCACCUACAGCCACCAGGUUCACCUGAAACAUGAAGUGAGUGCAUCUUGGAUUUCCUCCCAGAUGGAAGUGAACUAUGGGAAACACUGGGAUGAAAUAAACAACAAGAAGAAACUGCUGAUCAGCCAAGCCUUUAAGAAUAGUUCUAGUUCAUCUGUAGUCAGCUAUUUCAUGGAGUUUACCAUGCAAGUCCUGGAAAAACAGGUGAAUUAUAGAACCCAGCUGCAGCACUUGCACACCUCUCAGGUGUAUUUGCAGAGCAGUACCAACUUUGAGGUGCAGUAUAAUGACCAUGUACCAUUUGUGGCUGGGCUGCAGUGGAAGGAUGCAUCCAGAAAUGGCCUGAAGAAAUGGGAAGGUGGGUUCCAUAUAGACACCCCAUGGCUCUAUCUGUACGCAGCUCACAAACUGCACCAGCCUCAGCAUUCUGCUUAUUUACUGACAUCUGAGCUGACAGCUGGAAAAGCUCUCUCCAUUAAAGACCUUGUACUGGAACUAUUCUAUAAAGAUCAAGGCAAUGAGAAGGAAGGAAAAGUUCACAUUUACACACCAGCUACCACAUACCUGCAGGCAUCCACACUUAAUCAUCUUGAGAGAAAUGUUCUGCAUAGCUAUAGUGAAAUGAUCUCUCUGUGGAAUCAGCUUGUGAAGAAUGAGAUUCAUUUGGAGAAUAAGGAUCAAGCCAAACUUCUCUGCUUUAAGAUAAAGAGUACAAAACAGGAAUUUAACUUCACAGCCAGCUAUCAGAAUCUGCCAAUGCCUAAGAAGACAAACUUUUCUGUGAAGAUUGUAUGGAGAGAUUAUAAAAGCCCACCUGUCAUACUGCAGUGUGAAGGUCAGAUAAAAGAGUUGAGGAAGGAGAAGAUGCUCUAUCAAAAACGUGCAACCCUCCAUUUCAGGCAUCCUUUUAAAGUGCCCUUUUUGCAGAGCUUCCUUCUGCAGGAGACAUUUACUGUUGAUAAAAAGCAAAAGCACUAUUUCAUGGAAACAAAAGUUUUGAUAAAUGGGGUGGAGGAAACAGUUCAGACUCUUAUACUUGGUUACCAACCUGAAAACCCCUAUAUCUGUGCAGGCUUAACUCAUCCUUAUAACUACAGCAUGUUCCCCAAAGAUGUUGAAAUGUGCAUUUUAACUCUAAAUCAUCAAAAUGUGAAGCAUGAGCUUGAGACUGUCUUAAAGGUGAAUAAGGAAGAUGUUCUCAGUUUUCUAGGGAGGUAUCAGGACAAAUCCAGUGAGGCAGAUUUUAGACAUCUUUUACACAUGGAUGUGACACACUCAUUCCAGCUUGAGUUUCCACAAGCAAUGAGCCUAAGUGGGGAGCUGUUUUCCAGGCAGACUAAACUGGAACACUUUGACUGUGGUGUGAGUGUAAAAGUCAUCACCAACAAGAACAUGUCUUCACAGGCCCAGGCAGCUGUGAAGAGUUAUGGUGAAAACAAUGUCAAUGGCUCUCUUCACCUUCAUUCCAAUGGAAGGGAAAUGCUGGUGCUGGAGGUCGAUGUGAACAAUGAAAACAGGAGGAAUGCCAGAACUGUUGACCUGAGAGCUUUUCUCCAUCAGACAGUCCUGACAAAUCCAGAAUCAGUACGGUUCCAGCUCAUGGGCAAAAUAUUUCCAUCAAGACUUCUGUUAUCUUCUGACUUGAAGCUGAAUGAAAAUAGGCUUCACAUGGAUUUCAUGGGAGUCAGGGAGCAGAAAGUUGGUUUUGUUCUGUCCGUAAAUGGAAGAGUCCAACACACUUUUACUGGAUUAAAGGCCAUACCUCAUCUCCUUUCUCUGGAUGGAUUACUGAAGUGCAAAAACAACAUUCAUGAUGGAAGCAUCAAUGUGAUGGUCAACAAAAAACUGUAUGGACUGCGUGUCAGGAACAGGAAUGUGUUUGGGAAAACCACUGUGCACAACAUCACCAUUGCCAUUGUUCAGAAUGGCAGUCAGGCAAUCCCAGUGGAGGCAAGACUGAAUGGCCACCUGGAACUGAGUAAAGAGAAGAAAAGGGGGCUCGCCAGCUUCCAGGUGGAUGAGAAGGCUCUUUCUGUAGAUUUUUUAAAUGUCGUGGAUCAUGGGCAUGGCAGAGUCAGUGGUUCUUUCACGCAUAAUAUCGACUUUUUAAAAAAUGCAGGGUUACCUUUGGAUGGUAUUCUUACUGUCACAUGUGAGCAUGGCACAGGAAAUCACACCAUUGCCAUAGUCCUGCAGAGUGGCAGUGAAAGGAUUGCUGCUGUGUUUGAGGGGGACAGACUGGCCACAGAACCUCCAACAUCCCAGCUAUCUGUGAUCUUAAAGCACAACAUCUCAAAGAUAAAGAAACUUGGGAUCCCUUUUAUUUUGGAAGCUGCUGGUUAUUAUGAGAAAGGUGUUUUCUGUGCUUUACUGCAUAUGAACAGAUGUGUUGUCCAAUUUUAUUUUUCCCCUAUGAAUGGAAAGUGGAUCAGCAGGCCUAAGGCUUGCAUCUGCUACUGGAUUUAUCUGGUCAUCCUUUGGAAGGCUGCUAAAGAGCAGAACAGUGUUUUGCAUGGCAUUCUCUUUGGAAAUUCCGACCCACAGGAGCAUUAUGGGCCACAAUUCCUGAAUUUCUCCAGAAAGAUUGCUGUGGGAAUAACAACCACAGUGGAGACAGAGCAGCUCAAGAUUGAAAUAGAGAAGAAAACCACUGGCACUGCUAUGGAAAUUUCUCUUUCACUUCACCAUGAUGUGGGAGGACUGAUGGAUAUUUUUCCACAUGUACUAGAGGUUGCUUGCAGUGGAGAAUCUGCUAACAAACAACUUUCUGGCCUUUGCAAUGGUGCAAUUGCAUUUCAUCAUUUUGAGACUCCAGCAAGAGUUUCACUGAAUGGAUCAAUAUUUACCAGCAACUUUACUGUCAUCCUCUUUGGACGUGUUUCUUUUCAUGACGUAUUUGCCUGCCUGCAACUCUAUGCCACCACUAACACCCAUCCUCAUUUAGAAAUCGACUUCCAGCAUUCUUUGUCUUCACUUCAUUCUCUGGGAGUUGCCAGAGAGAACCAGCUGAAGGUGUUAGCCAUAAGAAGUGACAAGUACAAGGGCAUCCUUGGUAUUGUCCUUGGGCCUUGCACUUUGGAAGCUGAUGGGGAAGUGAGCCUGGCAAGCAAUGAGACGGGAUGGGUACUUGCUUUUAGAAACAAGUGCGUCAGUCUAGAGAGGAUGGGAUUGCCUCAUGCUGCAGUCUUGGGGGGCUCAUUUCGACAGAACAUCUGCAACGUGGGCUUGUUAAUGAACCUGCAGUGUGAUGGCAGAGCAGUGGAUGUGCAGAUAGACACCUCCUGCCAGCAAGAAUAUACACUCCAAGGGAUGCUCAGGCAUUCACUUCCCUGGCUCAGCCAGCUGGGGCUGCCUUCUGAAAACUCUGUCCUGUUCUCUGCAGCCACUGACUCCACCACAGAGGGCAUUUUCCUGCUGCAGGCUGGCAGAUGCAGACUGAGGGCCAGAGGAGACUUCUGUGUCCAGAAUAAAGCUGACUGGACACUGGAAACAGAAACAGAAUGUCAACUUCUACAGGAUCUCAGUUUCCCAACUCAGUCACGUCUCACCGGAUCCAUUCAGAAAGACAAGUGCCAGGCAGAGCUGCUCUCUGUCCUGGAAACAGAAGGCAAAACUGCCCAUCUUGAAGUGAGAGCAGAGUGCAAGCCAAAGAUGGCUCUGGAAAUUCAGUUCAGGCAUGACCUCCCCCAGCUGAAGGAAAUCCCAAGGGAAAAUGAACUGUCCAUCACUGCACGGAAACACUUAAAAUAUCUGCUUGGAGUUGGAAUGAAAUUGGGUGCCUGUGAGCUUCAAAUGAAUGGGGAGUUUGACCCUGAAAAGAACCUUCAGUGGAAAAUGCUUAUAGAAAACAAAUGUCAAACAAUUCAGGAUCUUGGAGCACCAAUGAAAAUUGAUGGCUCAGGCUACCUUUGGAUGGAUAAAAUGAACCUAGAUUCACAGACACUUAUCACUGUUGAUGAAAGUAAAUUCCGAGGACUCCUUAUACUAAAAGUCACUGAUGAAAGGCAAGAGUUGGAUGCAGUGCUAACCCAUAACAUACAAGGAGCUGCUGACGUUGGCAUUCCCAUGAGGAUGUUACUUGAUGUCAUAUCAGAAAAGAACAGCGACUUCUAUAAAGGAUUUAUUCAUUUCUGUGUGAACAACAAGCAAAUUACAGAAGAACUGAACUUUGCCCAGAAGUUUGAUGUUGUCUCUCUUAACUACAAACUGGCUCAUAACAUAGAGACAUUGAAAACACUGCAAAUAAAAGACAGGAUUGAAUUGCAGGUGAGUUAUCAACCUGGAGCCAUGCCACGAGGGAACAGCAGCUGGGGAACUGAGAUGGCAAAGAGCAGUGGGUGUAGAUGGGAUUUGCCAUGUUUGCUGUUUUGGAGAAGGGGAGUCCAGGUGCUCCCUUUGUUCUUGAGGGGAGUCCAGAAGCUCAGUUUGUUCUCAUGGGAGAAUAGCUUAGACCAGGACUUUCCCCAGGCCUGGGGCUGGCUCCCAGUGAGAGGAGGGCACUGUAUUUGUGUGACUGACAGAGCUGCAGUGUCCCCUGGACACACAGGGCAGAGGGGAGCACUGCUGGGAAUCUCACUGGAUCCUUUCCAAAUGUGUCUUUUCACAAUUUACUUUUGUUGCAUACAGGCUAUCUUGAACCUCAAAGUCACCAGGAGCUUUAGUUUGAAAGUGCUUUAUGGUGCUCACCUAACAGCUCUUGAAGGACAAAUCCAGGAGUUUGAAACAAGUACCAAUAUAACAGGGAAUUUCCAUCACUCCUUGCCAUGGCUGCUACAAGCCAGAGUCCCAUCAUCUUUACAGAUAGAUGUGGUUUUUCAAGGGAGAAACACUACUCAAGAGAGAUACGUGCACAUUGUAGCUGGAGAAGAAUCAAUCACAUACAUAAUAAACUCCUAUUAUGUUGACCACCAAGUGGAUCUCUUCUGCCAGAGUGUGCACAGCAGUGAGGUACUCCAGGCAUCUGGCUACCCUAAAGCAAUCAAUUUGAUUUUCAGUUUACAGAAAUCAGAAAACAAAGCCAAGACUGUCUGUGAAAUCCAAUAUGAUGAGAAAGAUAUAACUGUGACUGUGGAUGUUGACAUGGACUCUGAACUCUUAGGUAUAUUUGUGUUCAUGGCAGAGGUGAAGCAUUCAAUAUCACUUCUCCAUCACCUGGGACUUCCCUUCUUUCUUAAGCUGACAGUUCAAGAAGUCAUGACUGAAAACGAAACUGAAGGUGCUCUGAGGCUGACCUAUGAACAAAACAAAAACUUCUCCUUUUCCAUCAGUAGGAAAAAAGGCCAACAAGGUGAAGAGUUGAAUAUAAAAGCACUCCAGACUCAUCCCUUCUUUCUACAGUACUUCCCCUGUGCAGCAGAACUGUCUUCUAAGGUUAAUUAUGAUAUGAGCGAAGCAAAAGGCAAACUCUACGUCAGGAUGGAAAAAAGGGAUUUCAAUGUUUCAGCAAAGCUAACUUUGACUGGAAGCAGCUACACUAACGCCAUUGAAGUGGCACAGACCAUGGCCCAGUUUAAAAUUCUUCCAAGGCAACUCGUGUUUAUGACAAUUUACCAAAAAGGCAACAGAACUCGUCUGCUGAGGCACAUUGCCCUGUGGGAUGGCAAAGAGAUAAAGCUAACAGGCACUUACACUGGACUCUUCCCAAAGCUGCCUGGAGGCCAUGGCAUUCAGGUUGAACUUCUCCAUCCUCUCUCCAUCCCUUUUCCACGGCAUGCCUGGGUCAACUUAUAUGUGAAACAUUCAGCACGCAGUCACCGGGACGAUCUUACUGUCAUUUGGAACGAGAAGGACAAGGUACAGUGGCCCAGAGCAAAUAAAUCUCAGGAGAAUUACAGGAAUAUCAAGAGGGCCUUUUUUUUUUUUACUAUUCCAUGCAGCAGAAAUUGUCCUAAUUUGAACAUUAAUUUGCCUUACUGCUUCAGAAAGGACUUUGUUAUGCACAUAAUUCAUCUGAAGACAAGGUACAGGGAAAUCUUACUGGGUAUGUGUUUGAGAUCAUUAUGUGAGAGGUAUUUUACUUCACAAGUUCAUUUUCUAUCUGUUCAUAUGGAUCAGAUAUCAGUGUCAUCUUCUCUGAAGUUUGGAAGACACCGGACAAGCUACAUAGCCACUGUUGCCCACCCAUUUAAUUACACUCUGAAGCAACUGGAAGUGCGUUCCCUGUCAGAAACAAGGGGCAGAAAGUACAACCAGCAGCUGCAGGUCUCAGGGAAUGCUGGGCAGCCUGCUCAUCUCCAGCUGGGCCUGGAGGACAAAUCCAAGGUGGACGUCACUGCCUGGGGUGGCUGUGUGACACUCUCUGCAGGCCAGCUUCAGAGAAUAUUAAGCAUGGAACACCUGCAUGCAUGCGGGUCUCUAGAGCAAAGACCUGCAUUGUUUAAUGAAUACCUAGAUCUGAACUGGGAUGACAAAACAUUCAAACACAAUUUCACAUAUGAGAGAAAUCAAUUCUUGUAUCCUGAUAAAUUUCAGUUAGAAGCUGUUCUGGAAAAUAUUUUCCUGACCCCAUAUACAAAACAGAAGAUUCUGGGUAAAAUGGAAACAAACUACUGCUCUUACCUGGAUUACUAUACAAGCUUUGAGUUCUGUGACCUUCCAAAUGUAAGUCUGACACAAACUGUAAUUGUAUUAUCUGGAAAGCACCAGCUCAACAAAGAUGACAUCAUUUUGCAGUCAGAGGGCAGAUUCCACCUUGCUGAUCACCGGAGAGAUAAGGGGUUGUUUGGAAUAUCCAUAAAGAAUCAGAGCACUGCUGAUGUAAAGAACUAUUCUCUGGAAAUUGAAUUAAGAGCCUUUGAAGAUAUUUGGCUAGGCCUGACAGGAACUGCUGCUUCCUCAUCUGUCCAGAGCCAAAUCCUGGUGGAAGGGAUUAUUGAUCAGAAAGAGAAAGUAAAAGUAGCUGCUUCAAAAGCAAAGGAGUGUUUUCAGUACUACAUGGGGUAUCUGCAAGGGGAUUUGGAAGAAGGAAUGGAAGUCAGUGCUUGUUCUGAUGGGCAACAGAUGGCUGCCAUUAACACCUAUCUCAGCAUCAAUGGUAAAAGGCACGAAAACGUGGGACAAGUGACUCUAGCAGCCGCUAAUGGAAGCUUGAGUUUUCUGGCCCAUGGAUGUGGGGAUCCAGCUCUUAAGGCUGAGGUGAGACCUUUGAGUGGCUGUUUAAAGCAGCAUGAUUUUCCAAGAAUAUUAUUUGAUUUUGUCAUUUUGAUGGAGUACUUUCCACGUAGGCUUCAGGUGUGCAUUUUGGUGAGUAACCAGGUGAAAUUAUGCAAUUACAAAACUUUGAAUGAUUUGGAUCCAGCACAAGCAAUUUUAAGUAAUGAAAUCAAGGUUUUAACAAUCUUCUCACAGAACAAGCUUAAUGAAAUUGGGAGCCUUUUGAAAGCCACACUGAUAGAGAAGAUAAAGAAGUUUGAUGGAUACCUGUCGAGAUUCAGGAGAUCAGUGCAGCAUUGCGGUUUCCUGUCUGAAGCAGCUGGCUGGCCUUCAAUGGCCUUGCAAAGGGCAGCAGGAUUCCUGCACAGUGGGGGUACAGCUGUCACCCUUGUGUGGAAGCAAAGUGGAAUCAGGCACAUUCUGAGAAGCAGGAUCCCAUUUUACCUGGAGAAAAUUCAAGAUGUUGUCCGGCAAAUGCAGAAUGAAUUACAAAAGCCAUUAGCAACUUUGAAAGAUGCCUACUAUGAUGCAACCUUGAAGCCAUUGGAUGAAGUGUGGAGAGAAAAGACAGAAGAGCACAUGAAGAAAAUCCAGGCUUUCUUACCCAAGAUUGUAAAAGAUGUGUGGCUAAUGGAACCAAUCCAGGUGGCAAUAAAGGUUGUGAAAACAGGCUUGGAUAUGGCUACACAGCAGGUGCUCAGGUGGGCAGAGGCCACGUUUUCCAGAGCUGUGAGCAGGAUCCGGAAGCCCUUGCUGAACCUGUACAGUUUCUCACCCAGGAACUGUUCGGUGGCAGGAAAGCUGCCAGUGCUGCCUAAAGCAGACCUGUCCCUGCAGCUGGCAAAUGUUACCACUUACCUCAUUGGAGAAAAACUAAUGAGGCCUCUGCAAGACCUCUACAAUCUCAACAUACUUGCAGAGUACUAUAGAUUCAAACGGAGGAUGAUGGAGAGCCCCUUUGAAUAUCAUGCUAUGUUAGUGGGGACCAAGCACCUUGUGACUUUUGAUGGGAAAAUGUAUGAUUUGGCAUCAAAGUGCAGUGUACUUCUUGCCAAGGAUUUUGUUCACAAUGCUUUCACUAUAAUACUAAAUGAGGGAACUAGGAACUCACGAUCACUGUAUGUGGAGAUGAACCAGACUGUGAUCACUAUCCACCCACGACUAAAGAUCUCCAAGAUGUAUAACUUCUCCUUUACGGAAGAGAACUGCCAAGUUCUGGAUCAAUCCCUUGAAAACAGUACCAUGAAUUCAAGGCGAGGAACCAACAAAAUAGAAGUAUCUGAUCAGAAAGGAGUUUCUGUUUCCUGUGAUUUUCAGUAUGAUCUCUGUACUGUCACUCUGGCUGGGUGGCACCAUGGUAUUUCAGCUGGGCUUUUGGGUACCAAUGAUAAUGAAGCUGGAAAUGAAUGGAUGGUGCCUAAUGGUUCCUUCACUGACAAUGUGAAAGAGUUCACACAGAGCUGGCAGGGUACUGAGCGGCCCCUAUCAUCCUUCAAACCAGCUCACACUGGAAACCUGAAGAGCUCAUCCUAUCCUGAUGUAUGCAAAAAACCCCAACAUACACCAAGUUCAGUAAUUCUGUUUUCCCAGGUGAAUAAGUGCAGUCUUGUACCGAAGAAAGAGAAGCCAUGUCCAAUUACAGCUAAGCAAAACAUCUGUAAAGUGUUCUUUGAAGAACCACAUUCACUUCUUAGGAACUGCUUCAGAGUUGUGGAGCCCAAGCCAUUCUACACCAUGUGUACACAGGACACCUGUGACUCCCCAGCCUUGGGGGCUGCCUGCAGCUUAGCAGCAGCUUUUGUUCAUUUGUGCAACCGGAAUUUUGUCCCUGUGGAAAUCCCUCCACAGUGCUUGAACCAGUUCUGAAUGGCAGAUACCAGCCCUCAAGAUGGAAGAACCCUUUUAGCACCCAAAACAGAACAGUUAUUUUAGGUAGACAAACUAGAGGCAGGAACAAGGAGACAACAGUAGAAGUGUGAAUGCAUUAGUGUUAACUGUGAACAUCAUGAAGUAUAUAUAGUAUGUAAGGAAAUCUUUCCACCCAGAAGCCCUGAGGACAAAUUAUUUCAAUAUAUUGGCAAGAAACUAUAAUCCACCAAAAGAAAUUGGACAGGAAAGUAUCAGUUACUCUAAAAAAAUUCUCCCAUUUGGUGGCAAAAUUGCCUCUCCACAAGCCUUGAACCAUGGCACAAAUACACUGAAAAGCUGAGAAAAGCUCUCUUCCAGCAGAGAGUAGUAUAAGUGGACUACUUUGUGAAUGCAGCAUCAUCAGCUUGGGGUCAGCAGAGAUGCUGACUUCUUUUUUCUCCAGAAAUGAAACUCCACUGCUCAGCAGUUCUGAAGAAAGUUAUCUAUCUUUUUCCAGGGAAGUGCUCAAACACACAAGAAGGCUAAGAUAGAACUAAGAUGGGUAAAUAAUGGAAAGCAGUUAAUAAUUUUCUCAUUUUUGUGCUGGUUGAUUUUUCUUUUGUUAAUAUACACACUGUUAAACGAGAAACAGCCUUCUUGGUUUCUGUGCACCAGUUUCACAUUUUCCCUUUGUGUCCUUAGGACCCCCUUGGCAGCAGUCAGUUAUGUGCUGGGAAAAGGUGACCAAUAUCUACCAUACCCACAAAGUAACAUUAGGGUGUUAUAGCUACUGUUGUUUGUCUCAUCUGUUAAAUCCCUUUCUGCAUUGUAAGUCACUUUGAUUUAAAA